This is a messenger RNA of Exophiala bonariae, 786 nucleotides long. RefSeq lists its product as uncharacterized. Lineage: Eukaryota; Fungi; Ascomycota; Eurotiomycetes; Chaetothyriales; Herpotrichiellaceae. Bases 1 to 786 code for a protein of 261 amino acids. The record is from RefSeq and is a predicted model, not a curated record. The transcript is spliced from 3 exons.
AUGACAAAGCUAGAGGCCAACAGAGCAAGUUCUUCUCGAAUGGAUGGACUAAGCAAGAGCGAGAAGCUCGAAAUAUCAGCCAAGGAAUUUGAUGCAUCAUGCGUGCAAUUCGAAAAGGAUAUAGGAGCCGCCAACUACCAACCUUUUGUCGACAGUAAGGGAUUUGUCUACCUCUUGACGCUGGUCAGGAAGGAUAAACUGAGAGACAGGCUGGAAAAACAUCGAGUGAAGGUGCGUUAUGCGCCUUAUUGCAUCUCCGAGCACCAAACAUCCUAUGAGAUAUCCCACCAAAACCCACAUUCUCGACGUGCCGACUCGGAUCCACACAUAAGAUUGGAUUGUGACAAAGCCAUACCUUCGAUUGAGGAUCAGGAGGCACCGCGAGCGGGAGGUAGGGUUGAGGUGGGAUCAGCGCAGCCGCGCCUACCCAUGUGCCCAGUACCCUUGUACUAUUUCCCAAAGCCAUAUCCCUAUUCUGCAUAUCCAGUCGUGGCUGGCAAUGUGCCUUCAUCAUUGUCAAUGUCCAACCCACGUCUUCGAGUUCGUGUUCCAGAUCCGUGGGCUCAGUGUUUGCAGCUUUUCGAAUACCAGGCACCGAAUGAUGGAUCCGGCAGCACGAUCGGUCCCAAACGCACGAAAGAGUACGCAUGCUACACCAUCUAUAGCCGGCCAGGGCAUCGACAUGUGGAAACGCUUGCACCACCAGGAAGUACCUUCGACUUUGCAUGGAACAUGUUUCAAAAGAUGUUCAAGCAAGAAAGUGGGGGUGGAAUGGGAGGCACGUGA